AUGGUCUAUUUAGGAGCUGGAAAGAAAACUGUGCUGAGGAGUCAUGGCGGUGCAUUCUCUUCUCCAGGUAGCAAAGAGACAGCCUUCGCAUACAGCAUCAUGGCAGCGGGAGUGGCCCACGCAGUCACACAGGCCUGCAGCCAGGGCAACCUGUCUGAUUGUGGCUGUGACCGGGCCAAACAUGGCUACUACGACCAAGAGAAGGGCUGGAAGUGGGGUGGCUGCUCGGCUGACAUUGAGCACGGCAUCGCCUUCUCCAGGCGCUUCCUCAAUGCCCGUGAGGUGAGGCGGCAUGCUCGAAGGCUCAUGAACCUGCACAACAAUGAGGUGGGAAGGAAGGUUUUGAAGGACAGCAUGAGAAUGGAGUGCAAGUGUCACGGGGUAUCGGGAUCGUGCACCAUCAAGACCUGUUGGGUGACCCUGCCUGCCUUCCGGGAGGUGGGUUUCGCCCUGAAGGACAAGUAUGGGCAGGCAGUGCAGGUGGAGCCCGUGCUGGCAGGCCGGGGGCACCAGCCCACCUUCCUGAAGGUCCUUAAGACGCCCCACCUCAAGCCACUGCCCACCGACCUGGUCUACAUUGAGCGCUCGCCCGACUACUGUGAGGAGAGCCCAGCAACGGGCAGCGUGGGUACCCGGGGACGCCGGUGUGAGCGCACCGGCCCGGGGAAGCUGGGCAGCUGUGAGGUCCUGUGCUGCGGCCGUGGAUACAGCACCUUCCAGUACACCCGCACCUGGCAGUGCAACUGCAAGUUCCACUGGUGCUGUCAGGUCACGUGCAGCCAAUGCAGUGAGAGGACUCAUGCCUACACAUGUAACUGAGGGUCAAGUACUGCCAGCAGCAAUGGGAACUUUCUUCUCCCAAGGAACCAUGGUAUGGCUCAUGAUUGCUGGACCCUUAUGAUUUCAUCCCGCCUUGAGCUGACAACCUCCCUUCCGGGUUAAGCACCGCCUUACAAUGAGGCUCCAUCAGUGGAAAUUGUUGCUGGUAAAUUUCCGCUGCUAAAAUUCAGCAACUGGGCUUUGAUUGUCUGCAAGUGCGAUUGGUCUCUGACUCCCCUCAAGUUGCCUCUUUAUCAUGACAGAGGCUCGCGGGAGAGGAGAUCCCCCCAGGAUUUGGUCUGCACCGGCAUGUUGGGAUUGACCAUUCUGCUUUGGGGUUUGUCCAUCAGCGAGGCAAAGUGCAGCUCUCUCUAAACCUCUAGGGCCCCACGGACAUCAAGCAGAACGCCCAAAAGGGUUAGGAGGUUCAGCCAUGUUUUCGGGGCUGCGUCUGGGACAUUGGACUUCUCUGAAUGAAGAACAGCUUUAAGCAGGUGUAUUCAAGGGCUUUGGCCGCUGACUAACCUGUUCCGUCCACGGGCAAGUUAGAGUAUUUGUGUGUUCCAGACAUGACUCCUGUCCUGUCUAAUCCAGUCCCAGGUGUACCUUGGUGCUAAGAUUUUGGAAGAAGGGCUGUGUAAAUCAAUCCUCACAAUUGUGUUGUGUUUGGGAAUGGUGUACUUGCGCAGUACCUUUUUUGAAGUGUUUGAUGGGGGACAGUGUAGAGGGAGCUUUACUCUACCUAAC
Messenger RNA from Rhincodon typus (whale shark), 1566 nucleotides. RefSeq names its product protein Wnt-7b-like. Gene Ontology annotation, molecular function: frizzled binding; cytokine activity. The record is from RefSeq and is a predicted model, not a curated record. Lineage: Eukaryota; Metazoa; Chordata; Chondrichthyes; Orectolobiformes; Rhincodontidae. The transcript is spliced from 3 exons. Bases 1 to 819 code for a protein of 272 amino acids. Gene Ontology annotation, biological process: canonical Wnt signaling pathway; cell fate commitment; positive regulation of JNK cascade. Gene Ontology annotation, cellular component: extracellular region.